Juglans microcarpa x Juglans regia is the source of this 2898-nucleotide messenger RNA. RefSeq names its product histidine--tRNA ligase, cytoplasmic. The record is from RefSeq and is a predicted model, not a curated record. Lineage: Eukaryota; Viridiplantae; Streptophyta; Magnoliopsida; Fagales; Juglandaceae. Gene Ontology annotation, molecular function: ATP binding; histidine-tRNA ligase activity. Gene Ontology annotation, biological process: histidyl-tRNA aminoacylation; mitochondrial translation. Gene Ontology annotation, cellular component: mitochondrion.
CACCACAGCUUCCAAUGACAGAGGGGUCGACUAAAGACAGCGUGAAGCCCAAGUCAAGCGACAAACAAUAAACCCUAACGCCUGCACCAGUCGUUGCAGCCGAAACACUCCCAUUUGUAUUUGAGAUUCGAAAAGCAAUGGCGGAAAGAGCCGAAGCCCCUGUGAUAACCUUAGGAGGCAAGGGCUCAUAUCUAUCAUCAUCCUCACUAUACGCCAUCGCCGCCGGCCUCGCUCGUGUGAGCAUAGACUCGUCUGCGCUCGAUAGGCUUGUCGCCGCCUCCUCUAAAUGCUGCCCGCCAUCUAUCAAUUACCGAAUCAAACUCUCCGAAAACCUGACCCUACCUGAAUCCCGUGCUUUCCUCACCGUCGCUAUUAGCAAGCUCCUCCUUUACGGUUCCUCAAACGUUCGUACGGUCCUUCCAGUUAGGAUCUCCGAAGUCCUGAAUUACAACUCUAAAACCCUCGAAUUCGAACCCCUCUAUUGUACCGAGGACGAGAUCUUUGUGCUGGAGAGAUCAUACGCAGCUUUGCACGGCAUUUCUGCCAUUUUGGACCAUGAGUUCACGGCGUUAUCGUCCAUUGUCGAUGCCGUUGCCGCGAUUUCGUGCGAGGCAGCCAGAGCCGACGUGGCAGCAUUCAAUUCGAUGGACUCGGGGGACGGGUUUUCGUCGAAGGAGGAAGUUGGGGUUGCCAGUGAUAUGAAGGUUUUACUCAAUGGGUCUAAGUUGGUUGGUAAGGUUGAGAGAGUGUGGUUCUCAAAAAUCCCCAAAGUUCACGGGAGUUGGAGGGAGAUAGUGAAGUUGGUGCACUCCAAGGUGCGAAUCGAGUUGAAUUCGGGCAUGAAGUUGGCGAAUGCGGAAUGUUCGGCAGUGCGGUCAGUGUUAUUGCCGCUAUAUGACUUAGGGAAGUGUAGCUUGAGCCGCGCUAAAUCGAAUUUGGAGUCGAUAGAUGAUGGUGAUUUGCAGACGACUCUGGGGGACUUGUUUGGCGGAAAAUGCCCGACUAGCGACAGUUUUACAGAUGGUUUUAAGUUGGUCUCGGAAUUGGGAUUAGAAGAGGAUCAUGAAAAAUUUGUGCACGAGGUGAACGUGUUGUUGGGAAUGGUGUGGAAGAUUGUUGCGUGGGAGUCGAUAACGGGUUUCUUUGCUCUUGAGGGUGUGGAAUGGUUUGGAAAGAGUGAAAAGGGCGUUGACGCGAAUGGAGUAGGGAAUGUCAAGGUGGAGAAGAAGAGCGAGAAGAAGAAGAAGAAGAAGGUGGUUUUGGGGAAAGGGACUAGUGUGAUUGUGCAAAUGAUUAAGGAUAGGUUGCAAAGUAAGGGAGGGGUGGGAUUGGGUUUGGAGUUGUUGGAGAAAUGGGUAGAGGAUCUUUUGUUGUUUUUGGAUCCCAAGGACCAGGAUUUUGGUAGUUUGUUGCUGAGAGUGAAGGAGAUUGUGGAAAGCAAUGAAAGUAGAAGACUGCCCAAGCUUCCAAAGGGUACUCGUGAUUUUGCGAAAGAACAGAUGACAAUAAGAAAGAAAGCUUUUUCAAUUAUCGAGGAGGUCUUCGAGAGGCACGGUGCUACGGCCUUGGAUACUCCAGCUUUUGAGUUGAGAGAAACUCUCAUGGGAAAAUAUGGGGAAGAUUCAAAGUUGAUUUAUGAUCUUGCUGACCAGGGUGGAGAGCUUUGUUCUUUGCGAUAUGACUUGACUGUACCGUUUGCUAGAUAUGUGGCUAUGAAUGGUCUAACAUCAUUUAAAAGGUACCAGAUAGCUAAGGUUUACAGGAGGGACAACCCAUCUAAGGGAAGAUAUCGUGAAUUUUAUCAGUGUGAUUUUGACAUUGCUGGCCAAUAUGAAAAGAUGGGGCCAGAUUUUGAGGUCGUUAAAAUUUUGACUGAACUUCUCGAUGAACUUAACAUUGGAGACUAUGAGAUAAAAUUGAAUCACCGAAAGUUACUCGAUGGAAUGUUGGAAAUAUGCGGAGUACCGCCAGAAAAAUUCAGAACCAUAUGUUCUAGUGUUGACAAGUUAGAUAAGCAAUCUUUCGAGCAGAUAAAGAAAGAGAUGGUGGAGGAAAAGGGUUUAACUGUUGAGACAGCUGAUGCAAUUGGCACUUUUGUGAAGGAAAGGGGAUCCCCUUUGAGAUUAUUAUCUAAACUUAAGCUGGAGGGAAGCAAGUUCUUAGGACACAAUGGAUCAGUUGAUGCACUGAAUGAACUGGAUAUUUUAUUCAAAGCUCUUGAAAGAUCGAAAUGUCUUGACAAAGUCGUUUUUGACUUGAGUCUUGCCAGAGGUCUUGAUUAUUACACUGGAGUUAUAUUUGAGGCUGUUUUUAAAGGGGGUACACAGGUUGGUUCAAUUGCUGCUGGUGGACGUUAUGACAACCUUAUAGGUAUGUUUGGUACAAAGCAGGUUCCAGCAGUUGGUGUCAGCCUUGGGAUUGAACGUGUAUUUGCUAUAAUGGAGCAGCUUCAGAAAGACCAGAACCAGACAACACGAGCUACAAAGACAGAAGUUCUAGUGAGUAUAAUUGGGGAUGACCUGACUCAAGCUGCAGAACUGGCAACCGAACUGUGGAAUGCCAGACUGAAAACAGAAUAUCUGGUCAAUAAAAGAGUGAUGAAGCACAUUGACCGUGCUAGAGAGUCGAGGAUCCCAUAUAUGGUAAUUGUGGGUGAGCGGGAACUGAAUGAAGGGAUUGUGAAGCUAAAAGACGUUGAGGCUGCUAAAGAAGAAGAAAUUCCUCGGAGCAAACUUGUGGAGGAACUCAAACGGCGGUUGAACCAAUGAAAAAUAUUAUUUGGCCAACUCACAAUUCCAAAGCCAGACUUUUGUUCUCUGUAUUAACACAAUGCUUUUUGGAGGGUAUGUACACAUUAUUCUUUACCCAUAAUCAUUAAGUGGCGUAUGUUUGUUGUUA